CUAUUUUUUCCCCUAAUUGUUCAAGUCUUACUCCCAAGUCCAUGUUGACGAGAAGUGAUUGAGAAAUAACAAUUAUCAAUUAGAAAUGCAUUUGUGUAAAAAGAUUAGCAAGAAUAAUUGCGUGGGAAUAUGAUAUGCGUACACAGAAAGGGAGAGAGAGGGAGAAUCGAGAAUCGACCGACUUGCUGUGGAAAAAGUAGUAUUAUAUCACACGCCACGUACACGUCAAAAUAGCUUUGCAGUUGAAUCAGUGCGUGGUCACUCCAGAGUCCAAACAAAGCACCUAUACUACUUUCUAUCACAAAGUUUUUUCCGCCAUGGGAGACCAUUCUAGACCUGUAACAGGCUACCCAGCUGCUCCUCCUCCUCCUCCAACUUCCCAAAACCCCAAUGGCUACCCAUAUCCAUACCCUCCUCCACCGCCCCACCACCAACCUCCUUAUCAUCCUAACUACCCCUCCUACGAUCCCUCCACCGCCGCCGCCGCACGCGCCACCUUCCUCCGCCGCUUCUUCACCGCCAUAAUCGCCUUCUUCAUCAUUUGCGGCUCUAUCGUCUUCAUCAUCUGGCUUGUCCUUCGCCCCCGUGUUCCCCAGUUCAGGGUCGAUUCCCUCUCUCUCUCCAACUUCAACGCCUCCACCGCUUCCCAGUCCAUCUCCGGCAACUGGGUCGUCGGGCUCUCCGUCUACAACCCCAACAAGAAGCUCAGCCUGGCGUACGACGGCGUCGUCUCCUCCAUUUUUUACAAGGACGAGUUUUUGGCCCAGACGAGAAUCCCUCCUCUGAAACAGGGCAAGAGGAAUCGGACGGCUGUGAGCGCCUCGUUCUCGGCGACCAACUCCUUCGUGGGGGAUCGGAGCUUGAGCUCCAUCAGCCGGGAUAAUGCGCGGGGGACGGUGAGUUUUGAUGUGAGGAUUUUGGGGAGGGUUGUGUUUAGGACUGGUGGAUGGACGAUGAGGAGGAGGAUCUUUAGGGUUUUGUGUGAGGAUUUGGCGGUGGCUAUUUCUAAUAGUGGUGGUGGUGGUAGGUCCUCCGGUAAGCUGGUGGGUGGUGGAAGGGAUUGCCGGGUUGGUGUUUGAUUUGUCAUUUGAGGGAUUAGGCUUUGUGGGCUGGUGGUUUUGGGUUUUGAUUCUUUCCCUGUUUUUCAAUGGGAUUGUAUUUGUUAAUGCUAGCUGGUGUAUAUCUAACUUGAUAUUUUAGGAUUUAGGAUGAUUAUGAUUGUUUUGUUUUAUUUUUAUUUUUAUUUUUUUGGUAAUUAGGAUGAGAAUGAUUAUGGGUGUUGCGUACAAUAGCUGUUUGUUUAUAUAUAUGUAUAUAUGUAUAUAUAUAUAUAUAUAUAUAUAUAUUUCUUUUA
This is a messenger RNA of Ziziphus jujuba (common jujube), 1354 nucleotides long. RefSeq lists its product as uncharacterized. The transcript has a single exon. NCBI's taxonomy places the organism in Eukaryota, Viridiplantae, Streptophyta, Magnoliopsida, Rosales, Rhamnaceae. Bases 318 to 1079 code for a protein of 253 amino acids. The record is from RefSeq and is a predicted model, not a curated record. Gene Ontology annotation, cellular component: plasma membrane.